This is a messenger RNA of Nerophis lumbriciformis (worm pipefish), 1788 nucleotides long. The record is from RefSeq and is a predicted model, not a curated record. NCBI's taxonomy places the organism in Eukaryota, Metazoa, Chordata, Actinopteri, Syngnathiformes, Syngnathidae.
AUGAGUGAGGACGCCUAUGAGGUCCCGGAAAGGACCGAGUACCGCUACCUGGUGCAAGAGGAGGAUGAAGAGGAGGUGCAAUAUGUUCGACACAGACACUACAUCAGCCCUUUCUUGGUGCUGUCCAGACGUUGCAUUUUACUCAUCUGCCUUGGGGUUCUUGCCCUUCUCGUUCUGGCCACUUAUCUGGGCUACGUAGCCCAGACACUUCCACCUGGACUUGUCCAAGUGACCACUGACUGCGGCGAAUUUAGAGGCAGACAUAAAAAUGGGGCUUACUCCUUUAAGGGCAUGCCCUAUGCUGCUCCGCCAGUUGGUAACCUGCGUUGGGCACCUCCUGCCGACCCAGUGUGUAAGGAUGGAAUCACUGAUGCCAGCCGCUUCCGCAGUGUAUGUCCUCAAGUGCAACCGCUGUCAAGUCAGGGCAAGCUGAUGGGCCAGGAGGAUUGCCUCUUCAUCAAUGUGUGGACACCGACGCUCAAGGCCGACUCAAAGCUGCCUGUCGUGGUGUGGAUCCAUGGAGGCUACCUACACAUGUUCAGCGGUGGAGAGCCUGGGUACUCGCCCACAGAAACGAUGGCAGCAGAAACUGGGAUGGUGUAUGUCAGCUUCAACUACAGACUCAAUGCAUUUGGAUUCAUGGCACUGGAGAUACUAAGGGAAGGUUCUCCCAAAAACACGUCAGGAAAUUAUGGCUUCAUGGACCAGAUUGCUGCAUUAAAGUGGGUGCAAAGAAACAUACAUGUAUUUGGUGGCGAUCCAGGGAAAGUCACAAUCCUUGGGCAGAGUUCAGGUGGAACCUCUGUAUGGACCUUGAUGAUGUCGCCUCUUGCAAAGGAUCUCUUCCAUGCUGCAGUGGAUAUGAGUGGCUCAUAUGUAUAUAAUGCAACACUGGCGCAGGCGGAGUCAGACAAUCUGGUCUUUUUGAAAAACACUCGCUGCAAUGACCUUGCAUGCCUUAGAAGUCUCCCUGUUAAACAGAUAUUACAGGCUGUGCCAUGGCAGGAAUACCCCUCUUGGGCUGGAGAUGAGUUGACUGACCUUCCAACCAAAGGGCACUUCAAUGGCCCAGUUGCGGUAGUGGAUGGGUAUGUCCUCGAAGCAGCACCUUUUGAGAUAUGGGAAAAGAAAGGGUCCUACAAUGAUGUUCCCUUUGUCAUUGGGACAACAGAACAGGAAGUAGACUUCAGUCCGCCAGUUGAAAAUAUCUCUAUGUGGACAUGGGGGGACUACAGAUGGUUUGUGACAGAAAAACUCCAGUCUUUUAGUGAAAAUCUUCCCAAAGCAGCAUUGAAGCUUUAUCCUUCCUCUGACCCCUGCCCAACCAACGAUCGCUGUCCAGAGAGAGCGUACACGACUAUGGUCUCAGACAUCAGAGUGACAUGUCCCAACAAUGAUCUAGCCCAGAGGGCUGCAGCGGCUCUUCAUAGUCCUGUGUAUCGCUAUGUCCUGACCCAUACACCCUUUGGAGCGGUCAACACGACCAGUUCUGUGGUGCCAUUUCAUAGUCGCUUCUCUUUCCACUGCUUGGAUAUCAUGGCUUUCUUCGGGGGACUGGAGCUACUUUUCGGGGGACCGCUGCCUGAUCAAGACAAGAGUUUCCAGGACCUCCUUAGACAACAUCUUGUGCACUUUGCCAAAACAGGUAAGAUGACCGAUGAGUGGUUAGCUUACCCAGCAGCCACUGCUCUCCUGUCCAGCAAGCUUUUGGUUGCCAACAAUCACUCUUGUACUCGCUGUCAGUUCUGGAAGGAGAAUGGCUUGUAUGCGUACGCAUGGAUAAACUGA